Penaeus chinensis is the source of this 1092-nucleotide messenger RNA. RefSeq names its product cuticle protein 8-like. The transcript has 4 exons. The record is from RefSeq and is a predicted model, not a curated record. Gene Ontology annotation, cellular component: extracellular matrix. The coding region runs from base 20 to 415 and encodes 131 amino acids. NCBI's taxonomy places the organism in Eukaryota, Metazoa, Arthropoda, Malacostraca, Decapoda, Penaeidae.
CGCCAUCCCUCGGUCUCGGAUGCUACGUGCCUCAUACUCGACAGACAUGUAUAAGUUCACCGUCCUCGCCGUCCUCGUGGCCGCGGUGGCUUCUCUGCCAUCGAACCUCUAUCACGCGCCCCCAACAUAUAAGGAGCCAGCCAAGCCAUACUCGUUUGCGUAUGGCGUCCAGGAUAAAUACGCCGGCACAGACUUCGGCCAGAACGAAGAAUCUGACGGAAACACAGUCAGGGGCUCUUAUACUGUGCAGCUUCCCGAUGGCCGCAAACAGACGGUGAACUACGAAGCUGACCACUACAAGGGCUUCGUUGCCGACGUGAACUACUACGGCGAAGCUCAGUACCCGAAGUACACCGGACCUGCAAUCACCUUCAAGCCAAACCGAGGAUACCACCCAGCCCCCGCCUACCACUAACUAGUCACGGUCCCUGUCUGUACAGUCUCCCUUCGCGAUUCUUUACAAGUAGGUAGCAGUAGGAGAGAUUUCGUAGGAUGCUACAUUUUUUCAACAAGGUUCCAACCCUUGCCUACCAGACACACGGAUAUCCAUUCGUCUAAGUGUGUUGCUGCAGGCGUCCCAACUCGCCUCCAUCCUCUCGAGAUUUCGACCUGAUCGAAGACGAAUUGGGAAGCUGCGCCCGAAAGCAAGCAAUAAAAUUUAAUUUCAGGCAGCGUACCUACGUUAGAAUACGUGAUCUCUCAAUGAACGUUAGGAUCCAGAUAAAGCAUAGACAGAAGGAAAGAAUACAUUCUAGAUUUCUUCUCUUCGUUUCUCAUAUUAGUCCCUCCGGGGGAAGAAUCCAGACUCAAGCAACACAAGAAAUACUGCCGCGGGGGAUCAAGACGUUCCCUGAUGUUUAAGUCGUCUCGGACGCUGGAAACACAAAAAUAAAAUCUUUGGAACCAACUCACGUCUCCCAAGAUGCCAGUCUCUUUGAGCAGCAUCUCUACGAGCAACAAAAAGAGCAAGGUAAAACGAACCAAAAGGAUACAAUGUACACGAAGGCGAAGCCGACACUCUUGCUGUAAACGCAGCUAGAGGCAGUCUCUCUUCAAUACUGUAGUGCCACAAUCAUAUUUUUGUUCACUGUU